AAUGGAGCGAGCGAGCGAAAGGCGGCACAGCAGACACAGCCUGCGUGACUUCGUCAGGCAACGGAGACACGGGCGCAAAGACAUGCAGACGUUGGUCGCCAGCUCGUCAAGCCUGGGAAGUAAGCACAUAGAAAGCCCCAGGGUUCAGGAUAGCUAGAGAGGGGGACGCAGUAGAAGAGCGGAGCUUGAGCACCUUUCCUAGAACUUCAUUCUUGGCGACCAUGGGCAGCCGCUGUCGCGUCGCAAGCUUUGAGCUCGCAUGCGAGGACUCGCGUAGGAACGAAAUACCAUGCUGCAAGCUUUGCAGCUGCUUGAAAGUCUAUGCAUGUGUGCAGGCUUGUACAGUGUGCAUGCACAGACGGACCGCAGAUGCCGGACACGAUGCACCUGCUGCUCCGCUGGAGAGGUUCGGUUGAAGGGUGGUGCGAUCAACGAAAGCCAGAGCACGGUCAGGGCCGGUCAGACGGCGCGGGUACAGCAGGCAGACAGGGGCCUGCGUGCUGGUGGCGCGAUUGGCAUGCAUGGGAUCAAGCAUGCGAGAGCAGGAGCCAAGGAGAACGAAUGCGUUGCAAUAGGCUGCGGAGUGCAGUGGGUCGGCCUCCGGCCAGAGCCCGUUUGCUCUCUCGCCAUAUUCACAAUUGUCCAAUGCUGGCGGUUGGUGCUUGGGAGGUGGGGGGCUGUGACGCGUACAGUGCCCGGAUAUUCACUUCUGACAGAUUGCGGCAAGGCCGCAGCUGGUAGAGUGGAGCGACGAUGAUAGACGUUGGUUGGUCCGCCGCCAGACUGGCUCCCAGCUCGUGGGGCUGACCGCCAGGCCAGCAAUGUUGGACGCUGAAUAUGAAAAUGCAACGGCUGGACCGCUUUACUCUGCAUGAAGGCAGACCCCACGACCCGCCCAGGCCAGGCCCACAAUUAGAA
Tilletiaria anomala UBC 951 is the source of this 918-nucleotide messenger RNA. RefSeq lists its product as uncharacterized. The transcript has a single exon. The record is from RefSeq and is a predicted model, not a curated record. NCBI's taxonomy places the organism in Eukaryota, Fungi, Basidiomycota, Exobasidiomycetes, Georgefischeriales, Tilletiariaceae. The coding region runs from base 290 to 757 and encodes 155 amino acids.